Messenger RNA from Trichobilharzia regenti, 4788 nucleotides. NCBI's taxonomy places the organism in Eukaryota, Metazoa, Platyhelminthes, Trematoda, Strigeidida, Schistosomatidae. The record is from the annotation of a GenBank genome assembly.
CCUCCUUUAACUAAAGAACUGAAAUCUGAAUCCGCAUUCGAUUUCGUUACUAUGUCCCAAGGUUGUUGAGUUUGUGGCCGGUACUUUCAAACGGGAGUGCAACGGCUGCGAAUGGAUUUGCAUAUCUGUUAUUGGGUUUGUGGACAUAAUUGAGAACAUCAUCAGUAGUGAUGGACAAAUUAAUCGCCGGCGUACUUAUCAGUGACCAUCCUGAAAGUAUUAAGAUUUUGCUUCUGAGAAAGCUGCGGGAUCAUGUGGGUAAAAUCGAUAAUACAGACAGUCUCAAAGAUGCUAUAGUAAUUUGUAUAACAUACAUUCAUGAAAAUCCAGGAAUCACUGAUUCAUUUUCUAAUGAGGUAUAUAGUCUUCUAGUUUCAAUCGAAGCCCGCCUUUCAGACGAGUCUAUAGCCUAUGUUUCUCAAAAGGUUACAGAUUCGUUUGGUCAUAAUAUCCCUCAUUCACUUCCCGCAAUUUUAGCCAAUUACGUAAAAAAUAUUUUCAAGCGCCACGUUAUGGUUUGUUUUCAGUCAGUUGUAAGAGACACAAGACAGCUGAUAUCAUUACAUGCAGGACUUGAUAAUGUUUUAAAACACAAUCUUAUGGAUAAUGAUGAGCAAUUGUAUUUAUGUGUUCAGCAUACACUUGACAAUUUAUCAACUCAUGAAAUGGGUGGAUAUGAUAUCUCUGACGAAAAUUAUCUUGAUCUGGUAUCUAAAAUGUUUCAAAUACUACUUGGUCUUUGCUCACAAGUAUUUCUGGAAAAUAUUUCGUGUAAUUCACUAGAAGCUGAACUUGCUCAGUGCAUCUCACGCUCAAUAAUCAAGUUUGCAGCACAACCUAGUCUUUCAGCCUCUUCCAAACUUAACGCUGGUGUGCUUUCAGAACAUGUUAAUUCCCUCGUACAAGAUGUGCUUGUGGAUACUGAUAACGCUUACCAUUAUAUUUCGGUUUCUUCCAUUUUGUCUGAACUCCAAAAUUUCUGCCCUGAUAAUGCAGUAUUGUCAGAAACAAUUUGUGGGUUUAUUGAUCAACUCAGCCAGCGUCACAUCAACACAAUCGAGUCUUGCUUUUCAGUAUUGCGCCGUUUGACUGCUUGGCUCACUUGGCCUGAGAUUACUACACACCGAUCUGCACUGGAUAUUUGGCUCAUUGGGUUCCAGUGUGAAAUGUUCAGAAGAUUUUCACCAAAGGGUUCACAGUUUUCCGUCAACUUUUGGUCAGAAUUCAUUAAUUGGCAGCUGAAAUUCCUUCUGGAACUUAUGAAUCGAUCACAGCUUCCACAUGAGUCGACUAUAAAUGCUUUGGCAUUUCUCAUCCUUUGUGAAGAAGGCAGGCGUGAUAGGUGUGUUUAUGAUACUGUUUCUCAGCUGGCACCAGUUUUGAAUAAACUUAUUAGCAUGUAUGCUUCUGAUCGUUUAAAUGAAAGCUACAGAGAUAUCUUACUCCGGCUGUAUGCUGUUUCAAGACUUUUGAAUGUUAUGAUUACUUCAGAAAGUCAUCUAUCUAAAGCAUCUGCUCUCAACAGAAAAUUUCUUACUGAUCUAUUGGGAAAAUUUCAUAGUAACUUCAAAGAUGAUGAUGUUGAUGUAUGGGAUUCACGUUCGAAUAUAUACAAACUAGAAGUAUUGACUAAGUUUGCAUCUCAAGCUGGCAUUCGUAUUAGAAAGAUUUGGGAACGUUGGGAUUUGACGUCAAGUGUUCAACUGAUAAACACAUAUCCAAGCAUUUCACAGAAAGCCAAUCGUUCCGUUACCGGAUAUAGUGGUUUACUGAAUGUUGGCAACACAUGCUAUGCAAAUGCAGCUUUACAAUUACUUUAUCAUUGUUCAGAGUUCCGUCGUGCAUUACUUGAUUUUCAUCGGCCAUAUUCAUCAACUAGUAAAAUAGUUACCUCGUGCUCUUCACUUUCAACAAAUCUAUCUUCAUAUUCACAAAAUUCAAAUGUAAACUCAUCGAAUAAUCUUAGUUUACAAGCUGCACACUUCUGUGAUAAUGUACAUCGAUCAGAUAACGGAUCAGUACCAUUCGGAAAUGAAGGAAGUUUACAUGCCCAUCUAUUUUCUCUUUUUCAUUCUCUUGAUACACAUCAAAUCCCAACUGUUCGCGAUUUACGAGCUGUUCUCACGGUUACGAAACCGGCACAUUUUGUCUCUGGUGAACAACAAGAUGCUGCAGAAUACUUGAACUAUCUUUUAGAUCGAUUGCAUGAAGAAGAGUUACGCUGUAAAAGACGCAAAAGCCUAACGCUGAAUACUUGUAGCGAUUCAUCCAGUUUUAUGCCUAAUGAAAGCACUACACCUUCAAUCAACACUUGUACAGUGGAAAAUCCUCCCUUUUCAUACAAUAUAAAUAACCAAACAUGUUCAUCAUCAAAUGAAACAACUACCAAAGAAGACGAUAAAUACGGCAGCAAUUAUGAUGGUCCUUCAUCGUCUGUUGUUGCACGUCUUUUUGGCGGGACAUUAUUAAGGCAUACAUCUUGUGUAGAAUGUCAGCAUGUUUCAAGUUCUCGACAAGAACAAUUUACAUGCUUGUAUGUUCCGCUGACAAAACCAAAAGAAUUGUUAUUAUAUGAAGAACAGUCGGUUAAAGAGAAUUCAAGUUUUGUAAACGAGAUUCCUGAAUCGAAUGAUUCCGAUUCAACAGAUGAUCAAAUCGUUGAGCCUGGGACUGAUUUAUCCACAUUAAUACAGGCACAUUUUACACAAAUCGAACAUGUCGCCUCAUCAACUCAAUGUGAAUCAUGCGGUAAACGUACCCUGCAAGCAAGAACCCUAAAACUUCAACAACUUUCAUCUCAUGUAUUAAUAUGUUUAAAUUUAUUUCGAUAUUGUCGUGUAAAACAAACCUGUUCAAAAAUUAUGCAUCGUGUUCGCAUACCAGAACGUUUAUCAGUGACAGUGUCUGCAUCAAAUACAGAAACGUAUGCCUAUAAUAAUAAUAAUAAUAAUACUAAUGGUAAUGCUAAUAAUGAUAUAUCUACCUCGAAAGAUUCAACAAGUAAAUCAAAAUGCCAUUCAAGGACCUACAGUCUUCAAGCAAUGAUUGUACACAGUGGUGUAUCUAUUAGUUGUGGGCAUUACACAUGUGUCGCUAAAGUUGGCAUGCAAUGGAUACUAUUCGAUGAUGAUAAUGCUGGUUAUACAACACUGGAAGAUGUUUACUCUGAGCCGUUGGCUACACCCUAUCUACUAUUGUAUAGUCAAGUUUCUUGAUUGAUAAAGUUUUUUGUUUUCAUCAAGUCUUUUUGUUUACUUUCUUCUCUCUUUGAGUUUGUAUUUUUAUUGCUUAUCUUUUCUUUUUGGAUGAGGAGUGGGUGGGAUGAGUGAGGUUGGAUGGUGUUCAACUGUGAUUCUCAUUUCGUUUCUUCAAAAAAGUAUUUCCAGUCAGCAUAUAUAUAUUAAGAAAUAUUCGAUUCUUGUGUAUUUCUCUCUCUCUCUCUCAUAUAUGUAUGCAGUAAGUUUUUAGAAACUGGUUAGGUGGUGAUAAAAAAGUGAUGCGUGAAUACAUACACAUAACUGAAGAAAUUUUGGUUUUUCAGUUUACUGUCAACUUUAAUUAGCCCAAAUAUUUCCCAUUGAGUUGGAUAAAAAGAAGAGAUGUUUUGGUGAAGAGUAUGACUUCUCCUUCUCUUUCCAGCGAUAUCAUUCCCAAAAUGGAUUGGUCAAUUCUCUUAGCAACAAAAAGGGAAUAUUCAUGGGUAUUCAUCCCCAUCCGUCCAGGCAUUAAUGAAAAACAAAACAUGUAGUGUUCAGCGAAGAGUCUCUUUUCGGUGAGUGGCGAAUUCAUUUUCUUAGCUGUACAAUCACAAAUAUAUGUAUAUGUGAAUUAUUUUGUAUGUAUGUGUACAUUAAGUUUAUCAAACAAAAUUACAAUUGGUUAAAUUAUUAAAAAUUAACAGAGUUGUUAUCAUAACAGUAGAAGUGGAAGCAGAAGCCUCAAGGACAAGAUCCCGCUUCAGUGUGACCACUUCAGUGUGCAUAUAUCAGUCCACUUGCUGCUGUGGGGCCAGGCACAUCGGUUGUUCGACGCGCACCCUGUCCAAGAGGAUUCAAGAACACUAUCCAGCAUGGUUGCGAAAAGGUAAUAGUGGUGCAAUAAGGAGUACGAUAAUUGAACACACCUGGUUUACACUGAUCAUUCCAUCUCAAUAAACGCCUCCUGCUUCAAAGUGAUCUACAGAGUCAAGAAUAACCUACCAGAGGCAAUAACGGUUCGUCUUCUCUGUACCAUUGAAGCUCUGGCCAUCCACAUAGAAAAACUGGGGCUAUGCAUACAAAAGAGGAUUACUCAACCACUUUUAUUAUCAUAGUAACAACUUUGUUGAUUUUUGAUGAAUUAAUUUUGUUUGUUUGCCUGUUUUUUCUUUCAUUGCUUGUAAUUCUUGUAUUCAUUUAGAAGUCUUACGUAAUUUCGUAUUAUCUGCUUUGUUUCUAUGUGUAUCCUGAGUACAACUCAACCAUAAAACUAUUCAUAUUGUUACCUACCCAACUCCUUUUUAACAAAUGUUUGUGACAACUCAUCACCUUUGUUACUUUCUACACUAGUUUCAUUAACACUUAAUUUUCUUGACCAUUUUCGUAUUACAUAACUCCAACCAAAAAUUACUAAUUUUCACCUGUUUAGUUAAAAUAACCAUGACCAAUUGUAUUUUUGUUUGACAAACUUAAUACACACAUGUAUACAAAAUAACUCAUGCAUAUAUUUGUGAUUGUACAGCUAAGAAAAUGAAUUCGCCACUCGCCGAAAAGAGACUCUUCGCUGAACUACGUGUUUUGUUUUCAUUAA